CGCAUACCUCAAGACAAACAACUAAGCACCUUCAUGAGCAACUCAUUUUGGGGAAACAUAGGCUUAUGUGGAACUCCAUUACAAAACACAUGCCCUAAUGAUGCUCCACCACCCCGAUUGUUCUUCCAAGAAGAUAGUACAAGAGAGCAUGGUAGUGAGUUUGAUAGAAAAGCAGUCUGGAUAGGGUAUGCAUCCGGAAUCGUAAUUGGAAUUUCCAUAGCGCACAUUUUAUGGGAAACUAGAAGACCUAAAUGGCUUGUAGGAAAAGUGAGAAGUACGGAGAGAAGAGCCAAAUUGAUGAAGAAGACAAAGCAAAAGGCCAUCAAAUUUCAUGGAGACCAAUGAAAUUGUUAAGAAGGGAUCCCUUUGAGCCACGAUCGGAUUCGGCCCUAAUAAUUGGGCGGGAUCGAACCACAAUCAAACCCCCACGAUCCGGCCCAUCCCGGCCCACUAACCCGUUCUCGUGUUUUCUCUCAUCUGCUCUCGAAGUCGAACCCCCUUGGAAGCUGGACCAGCUGGAGCCCGACCGGAGCAUCUCUGUAUCUCUCGCCGGAGAAGAAGCAGCAUUGCAGAUGUCGCAUUUUGGAAGGUCAGGCCCUCCGGACAUUCGACACUUACUGGCUCCUCAUCCUCAGCAUCUCCUUCCCCCUGCUCCGACUCCCUUCGCCUCCGUCGCUCUCUGUGUCAAUGCCUCACGCGGUUGUUUCGCGGGGACCACCGCCGACGACCUCUUCCCCCUCUUCGACAAGUACGGCGAGGUCGUCGACUUGUUCGUUCCCAGGGACCGGAGGACUGGGGAGUCGAGAGGGUUCGCGUUCGUGAGGUACAAGUACGCGGACGAGGCGCAGAAGGCGGUGGACAAGCUCGAUGGGAGAGUCGUGGAUGGGAGAGAGAUUGGGGUUCAGUUCGCCAAGUACUGUCCCUAUGCCGAGAGAAUUGAUAAGGGGAGGAUUGCUGAACCUGUUUCAAAGAUAAGAAGGCGGUCGAGAAGUCAUAAUCCUCAGCCAAGGUGUGGUUUAAGUUUGUUGAGUUAGUAAAGUUAUGCAAACUGUGUCUACGCAAAUUGGUUUAAGUUAGUAAAGUCAUGCAAAUUGUGCCUAUGUAUGGUAAAAUGAGAAAAGUUCUACACUUGAUUAUAAAUUCAGGUUGAAUGUGUCGACAACUGUCUGUAACUUCCUAUUGCUAUAGUUGUUGAUUUGUGUUUGAGGUGAAAUUCCAAAAUCAUUUUAAUGGAUUGGUUAAGAUAUUUUGUCCUCUAAUACUUACAUACGCCUGUUUAUUAGCUGUGUAAUUCAUUUAUCUCUACAUUUCAAGAGUUA
Molecule: messenger RNA, 1319 nt
Organism: Eucalyptus grandis
Lineage: Eukaryota; Viridiplantae; Streptophyta; Magnoliopsida; Myrtales; Myrtaceae
Exons: 5
Coding region: 252-1034 (260 amino acids)
Molecular function (GO): RNA binding
Source: RefSeq, a predicted model, not a curated record